UCCUUUUCUCUCAGAGUAGGCUGUGCGUCAGUUCCGGGAAGGUGGGGACAUUUCCUGAGGCGUUUACAACACCCAGAAGUUGUCCUAAGGGAGGCCGAACCCCAUUCAGCACACCAGGCCAGGAAGGUUAGGACCCGGCCCUGGGCCGUCCUGCCGUGGAGACGCCCCCAAAGCCCCGUGUACCAGCAGCUCUCUCGGCUGCCACCUGGGCUUCACCACCAUGUCCCUGGCUGAGGCCAUCAGCCUGUGGAAUGAAGGGGUGCAGGCAGCUGACAAGAAGGACUGGAAAGCGGCCCUGGAUGCCUUCAACGCAGUUCAGGACCCUCACUCCCGCAUCUGCUUCAAUAUCGGCUGCAUGCACACCAUCCUGGAAAACAUGCCUGAGGCCGAGAAGGCCUUCACUAGAAGCAUUAACCGGGACAAGCACUUGGCCGUGGCUUACUUCCAACGAGGGAUGCUCUACUAUCAAAUAGAGAAAUAUGACUUAGCCAUCAAAGAUCUUAAAGAGGCCUUGAUUCAGCUCCGAGGGAACCAGCUGAUAGACUACAAGAUCCUGGGGCUGCAGUUCAAGCUGUUUGCUUGUGAGGGCUGCCUGAGUCUUGGCAUGCUAUGGCCACCAGCUUCCCACAGAACAAAGAACCAAGAGAAGGUGUUGUACAACAUCGCUUUCAUGUAUGCCAAGAAGCAGGAAUGGAAAAAGGCUGAAGAACAGUUAGCUUUGGCGACGAACAUGAAGUCUGAGCCCAGGCAUUCCAAGAUUGACAAGGCCAUGGAAAGUGUGUGGAAACAGAAGCUGUACGAGCCGGUGGUAAUCCCUGUGGGGAGGCUGUUUCGACCAAACGAGAGACAGGUGGCCCAGCUGGCCAAGAAGGAUUACCUAGGCAAGGCCACGGUUGUGGCAUCUGUGGUGGAUCAAGACAGCUUCUCCGGGUUCGCCCCUCUACAGCCGCAGGCAGCCGAGCCUCCACCCAGACCCAAAACCCCAGAGAUCUUCAGGGCUCUGGAAGGGGAGGCUCACCGGGUGCUGUUUAGGUUUGUUCCUGAGACACCAGAGGAGCUCCAGGUCAUGCCAGGAAACAUCGUCUUUGUCUUGAAGAAGGGCAAUGAUAACUGGGCCACGGUCAUGUUCAAUGGGCAGAAGGGACUUGUUCCUUGCAACUACCUUGAGCCAGUUGAACUACGGAUUCAUCCUCAGCAGCAUCCCCAGGAGGAAACCUCCCUGGAACCCGACAUCCCACCUCCUCCCAGUUCCAAUGCCCCAGGGAGACCCCAGCUGUCACCAGGUCAGAAACAAAAAGAAGAGCCCAAGGAAAUACAGCUCAGGGUUCCCAUGCUCUACACGCUCAAGGUGCACUACAAGUACACAGUGGUCGUGGAGAUUCAACCUGGGCUUCCCUACAGCCAAGUCUGGCACAUGGUGUCCAAAAAACUACAGCUCCUGCCAGAACACACUAAGCUGAGUUAUCUGCCUCGGGACAGCAAUGAGCUGGUGACCCUUUCUGAAGAAAACAUGCAGGAUGCCUGGAGCCAAGCGAAAAACUACUGCCUUACUCUUUGGUGUGAGAACACAGUAGGUGACCAAGGCUUCCUAGAAGAACCCAAGGAAAGUGAAAAAUGUGACAGUAACAGCCAGAUAAAAGAACCUCAGUUUAAAGAAGGGAGCCAAGUGGUAGCACUCUUUAGCUAUGAGGCCACCCAACCGGAGGACCUAGAGUUUCAGGAAGGGGAUGUAAUCCUGGUGCUGUCAAAGGUGAAUGAAGAGUGGCUGGAAGGGGAGUGUAAAGGGAAAGUCGGCAUUUUCCCUGAAGCUUUUGUUGAAGCAUGUGCAGCCGUGGCUUUGGACAGCACUCCUACAGCAACCUAGGAUGUUUCACAAUCUUCAACUUCAAGAAAAGAAAGCCUUAUUAUUUGUUCACAGGAUUUAGCACACCUCUGCUGUGCAUCACAGAGACAUUACCGUUUGGAAGUGUUAACUUACCUUUCUUGUUAAAAUUCAACCUAUUAAGACAGUAACAGAACCACCCAGGAUAAAGAUUUCCGGGCGCAUGGAGACACGGGGAGUGUGCAAAGUAUCUGCAAGGGCAUGAGGUUCUCUCGAGUGCUGGUAAUCCAGAUGUAUUCACUUUGUGAAAAUUCACUGAACUGCACAGUUUUAAUCAGUGCAUGUUUCUGUAUAUGUGAUAGCUCAAUAAAAAAGAAAAAUUUAAAAAAA
This is a messenger RNA of Chinchilla lanigera (long-tailed chinchilla), 2212 nucleotides long. It is a transcript of the gene Ncf2, whose product is annotated as neutrophil cytosolic factor 2. The transcript is spliced from 16 exons. Bases 221 to 1864 code for a protein of 547 amino acids. Gene Ontology annotation, cellular component: NADPH oxidase complex. The record is from RefSeq and is a predicted model, not a curated record. Gene Ontology annotation, molecular function: superoxide-generating NADPH oxidase activator activity; protein binding. Gene Ontology annotation, biological process: phagocytosis; respiratory burst; superoxide anion generation. NCBI's taxonomy places the organism in Eukaryota, Metazoa, Chordata, Mammalia, Rodentia, Chinchillidae.